This is a messenger RNA of Megalobrama amblycephala (Wuchang bream), 558 nucleotides long. RefSeq names its product cytochrome c oxidase assembly protein COX20, mitochondrial. Gene Ontology annotation, cellular component: mitochondrion; mitochondrial inner membrane. Gene Ontology annotation, biological process: mitochondrial respiratory chain complex IV assembly. The record is from RefSeq and is a predicted model, not a curated record. Lineage: Eukaryota; Metazoa; Chordata; Actinopteri; Cypriniformes; Xenocyprididae. The transcript has 4 exons. The coding region runs from base 131 to 466 and encodes 111 amino acids.
AAACGCCGGAACCAACAGUCGCCAGUUAAAGUGUUCCGUCAGGAAGGAUUUAUCGGCGCACCACAAAAGUAUUUUUUAUAUAACGCAUAUGAACUUGUUUGAAUGAUUGUGUUGAAAAUUCAUCUAGAAAAUGACUGAGGAGGGCGGUAAGAGUCAAGCCUCGAAGGUCCAGAGUAUCCUUGAUAUUCAGAACACGCCGUGUGCUCGGGAAUCUAUCCUACAUGGAGCAGGUGGUUCAGUGGUGGCAGGAUUGGUGCACUUUUUGGCAACAAGUCGAGUGAAGAGGUCGUUUGAUGUGGGUGUCGCAGGAUUCAUGCUCACCACACUGGGCUCAUGGUUCUACUGCAGAUAUAAUAAUGCCAAGCUGCGUGUUCAGCAGAGAAUCAUUCAGGACGGCAUAAAGAAUAAAGUCAUGUAUGAAGGCACAAGUUUGGAUCCCACACGGAAAAAGACAGAGGAUGAGUAGAAGUGUCUGAUGCCUUUAAUGUGAAAGCCACUUUAUUUAUUGCACAAUUAAAUCUGUCAAAUGUUUGUAAUAAAAAAUGUUUUUAAAUAAAA